UUGAAACAUUUUCAACUCACUAAUAAAAAGAAAAACUUUAUUAUUCUUUUAUCAUUUGCAACACCAAAAUUAAACAUCAGAUUAAGGUAGUCUUCAAACCCCUCUCUAAAAUGGCAAAAUCAUCAGAAGCAAUGCCUCUUAAAGAACUAAACACAACUACACUCGGUUGCGAAUCACCGCCUUCUCCGAAACUUCACCAAAAAAUUGAGGAUAGACAAAAUUCUGCAAAGAAAAAUGAAGACACCCAGAACUCAAUGCAAAAAGCUGAAGAUGUACAAAACUUAAGAAAUUAUACUGAUGAUAGUUGCAAGUGCAAAGUUUCAACGGGUUUAGGCACACCGGAUCGCCUUAAACUCCCGAAACCAUUCAAGUAUCCUGAAAGGUAUACGAGUCCUACAGACAAUAUAUUAUCUCCAAUAUCUAAAGGACUUCUUGCUCGAAAAAGCCGAAGAGGCGGCGCACUCUUGCCACCCUCCAUUAUUCAGUCUAAGAUUCAAGAAUUGCGAUCUCCAGAUGUAGAGCAGUGUCAAUUGAACAUGAAACAAUAAUUUAUCGAGUAACAAAGGAGCACUCUGCUGUUCGAGUUUGGGGCCUGUCGACAACAUUACUUGUAUAAGCAUUAUUGUAAUUUUAUAUUAAAUCUAUUCAUAAGAAUUUGUUGUUUAAUAUUGUAGUAACAUUUUACCAAUAAAUUACAUGGAAUUACCAA
Messenger RNA from Chenopodium quinoa (quinoa), 709 nucleotides. RefSeq lists its product as uncharacterized. The record is from RefSeq and is a predicted model, not a curated record. The coding region runs from base 111 to 548 and encodes 145 amino acids. Lineage: Eukaryota; Viridiplantae; Streptophyta; Magnoliopsida; Caryophyllales; Amaranthaceae. The transcript has 3 exons.